CGGCGCACCGCACUAUAUAUUCAGUAUUCGUUGGAACCAGUCGUCUUCAAAUUUGAUUAUUCAAUUAUCGAUCAAUUGAGUUAAUUCGAAGAUUUGAAGUUCAAGUGUUUUUCACAAUUGCCGAUAUGAGGUGCCUUAUGGUGUUAAGUGUGUUCGUUGCUGCACUUGGUUGGUGUUAUGGAAAACCGGCACCUGCAGGAAUAGGAGCGUUUGCGUACCAGGACUCAUCAGGCAAUAGGUACGGUGGUACUUACGGACUCCAGGACGGCAAAGCCUACAGUAUCUCGGGAGACGACGUUACUUCCUUCAACUCUGACGGCGGUGUAAACAACUUCCAGAGCUUGGACUCUUUCUUCCCUGAGUACUUUAAAAACUUCGAGACUAUUCUCCAAGAGGCCUUUGCUGAUCACAUAGAUCAUCAACGAGUUGCGUUAGACGCAGCUAGAAAGGCAUUCGACCUAACGUCGAAUCGCGCUGGUUACGUACCUAAUUUUGCCUUCGACUCUAGGUCCGGAGGUUUCGGUAACAUACCUGACUUCGGAAAUUUCGGCUUCGGCAUGCCUAUGGGAGGAUCAGCCCCACCCUUCGGCUUUCCCAUGGGGCCCAUGGGACCCAUGGGACCGAACAGUGCUUUCGCCAGUGCAAUGGCUGGACCUGGAUAUAAGUCCCAUAAAAUUGCAUUGAACCCAGCAAAUCCGCGCAAGCCCAAUGUGGACGUGACACGAAUGUCGGAUGCGGGAAGAAAUGGCGGCAGGCAAUUUUAUAGCGUCUCCAGCUCCUCGUACUCCUCGUCUGCCAAUUUGAAUGGUCAACAGGUGAACGACAGGGGCGGUGAGACCAUUAUCAACGAUAACGGCGUUAUCAGCAGAUACAGUCUUAAAGAUAACUGAUUUAAAUGACAACAUGCUUGAUGAAAAUAUACUAAUAAUUUCUAUUUUUUUUUACCAUUUAGAUUGUUUAAGAAUUUUUAUGUAUUCAUUUAAAACAUUUGCAAACAAAUGAAUCGUUAUUUUACAUGUAAAAGUGCUGGAUCUAGUUUGAAAACCAAUGCAAGCAUCUGGUUUACUUUAAAAGUAUUUUCUCUUGAAUGUUACGUGUAUUCAAGUAAGCAAAAAUAAAUAAAGCAUGGAUCUCAAAUAGCGUGACGUUUCAUUAUCAUCAUGGUGAUGAAACAAACAAAACAAUAAUGAUUCCAAAUUUACCUGUGAAUUAAA
Messenger RNA from Hyposmocoma kahamanoa, 1214 nucleotides. RefSeq lists its product as uncharacterized. The transcript has 4 exons. The record is from RefSeq and is a predicted model, not a curated record. Lineage: Eukaryota; Metazoa; Arthropoda; Insecta; Lepidoptera; Cosmopterigidae. Bases 126 to 890 code for a protein of 254 amino acids.